This is a messenger RNA of Nicotiana tabacum (common tobacco), 3916 nucleotides long. RefSeq lists its product as uncharacterized. Lineage: Eukaryota; Viridiplantae; Streptophyta; Magnoliopsida; Solanales; Solanaceae. Gene Ontology annotation, cellular component: nuclear pore. The record is from RefSeq and is a predicted model, not a curated record.
UGUGUGUGUGUUUGUAUGUGUGUGCGCGCGCACUCUAUUCCCACAAAAAACUAGUUAAAAUAAUUUAUUAUACGCUACUUACAAGGACAAGUAACUUGAGUCAACGAAUAAAGUUUUCUACAUAAAGUAACUUGAGAGCUCUCUCACGCGUCAUGGUGCACUUAAUACCACUUGCUAUGCCAUGUGGCAGAUCGGGGGUUUCUAAAUUCAUAUAGUCAAGUGUAGGAGGUAGUUAGGAUCGGACAUAGUUCUAGGAGGACACUAAUAAUCUAAGCCAAAUUUAAAGGUGGUUUAAAGUAUUUUGCGUAAUAGAAACAUCACUUAACUGUUUAUAGCGCACUUAAAAAGGCACUCAAUUAGAAUUCUCAAAUGAAAAAAUAUCUAGCCGGCCCCUCCCAUAUAGUUCUUUUUCAUCGAAGAAAAGGGGAAAUCAAAAAUGUAUUCUUAUGGUAACAACACCGCUAGAUCAGCAAGGGAUUGGUUUAUCCACUUUAUAUCAAUAGCAUACAGUAACCCUUGUACCUUGAGGAAAAGGGAUUAAAGCUUAUUCAAAAGGUAAGUGUUAAUGUUACGUUAAUAAUCACAAAUCAGAUGAAUGCACAAGAACAAGUAACAGAUUAUCUAGUCCAAACCGAAUACAGUAUUUAAUUUAGCUAAUGGUUAGGCAUUAGUCAAUAUUAGUGGCAAACCACAAAAUUAGUAAGUAGAAUUCCCAAAGUUGGCCGGUGGAGAGUGCGUUAGAGACAUUAGUCCUAAGUCACGUACAUUUGUCAACUCUGUCACGUAGUUGGACGCACGCAUAAUAACUUGUUCAUCUUCGUUUUCCAUUCCUCUUUACUCAUUAUUUUCCAAACAAACAGUCUCCCACAAAGAAGCCAAAUUCAGUGUACCCUCAAAUUUAAAGGUUUAGUAACAAAUUUGGUUUUUGGUUAGUCUUAGUUGAAUUAAGUUCAGAGAAGGAGAGUUGCAAGUUACUAUCAAGCCAUGGGUCUUGGGAAGAAGAAGAAAAAGGGUGCUUCUUUCCAAAUUGAUUACAUUGUACAUAUCCAGUCGAUUAGGCCAUGGCCCCCAUCAGAAUCAUUGAGGUCUGUUCAGUCAGUAUUACUUCAGUGGGAAAAUGGCGAUCGCAAUUCUGGAUUUGUGACUUCCUCUGUUGAGGAUGACUAUCUUGAAAUUAACAAGACUUUCACCUUAUUCUUAACUUUAUGUCGCGAGAAAAAAUCCAAAGAUAAAUUUCUAAAGAAUAAUUUGGAGUUCUCCCUGUAUGAAUAUACAAAGGAGAAUGCAGCUCAAGGUCAACUCUUGGGGACAGCUUCAAUUAAUUUUGCAGAAUAUGGAGUUAUCAAAGAAACAUUAGCUAUUAGUGUUCCUUUAAACUGCAAGAAGAGUUCAAAAAGCUUGCUGCAGCCAUCUCUAUAUGUUAAGGUUCAGCCAGCAAAAGAUAAACAAGAAUCAGACUUAAUGAUUGAUGAUGCUGAAGAUGAUUCGGAUGUUGCUUCUUACACUGAUGAUGAUAUUUCGUCGCAUUCAUCCUCAACUUUUGCCUCUUCUGUUUUUGAAGCUGCUUGGGCUUCACCAUCUAACAAUGUAAAGGUGGCAUGGCCCUCACCAUCUCGAGUUGUAAAGAAUGACAUGCAUGAAGAGGCAGCCAGCGGAAUGAGCAAAACUGAAGAAAAUACUCAGAUAUCUAAAGAAAAAUACAUUGACAGAUUGAUAUCAAAAAUUACGUCUUCACAUAUGCAUACUCAGGCAGGUGUGGACAGUCAAAGUAGUGCGGAUGAAACAACAGAACAUGAUUUUGGACAGGACGAACUGUUCCUCGAUGACACAAGAGACUUGUCAGACAACAAAAUAGCUAAAAGUAUGAAAAGACAAGGUACGAUGAGUUCCAUUCGUAAAGCUCUUGGAGCUCAGAUCACACAUGGUCGAUUGAAGGCAGUGAAGUCUGUUCAGAUAAGAGACUCUGCAAGUGCAAAUGUAUUUUUGGGAAACACAGAGAUUAUUAAGAAAGAAAUGAAAGAACACGCAACAAUAGAAACUAGUAGUAUUGCUAAAAGUACAGUAGUGGAGGACAAAAAACCAAAGAAUACUACCAGUACUUCAGCAACUGAAAAAAGGGCUCCUGCAAACGUUAUGUCAAAGAGUAAACCUGAAUCAGAAUCUAGAAUUCAGAUGCUUGAGGAAGAACUGAAAGAAGCUGCAGCUAUUGAAGUUGGCCUUUAUUCUGUAGUUGCUGAGCAUGGAAGUUCAAUGAACAAAGUUCACACUCCGGCCAGGCGCCUUGCUAGAUUUUAUCUCCAUGCUUGGAGAACAAAAUCCACUGCUAAACAGGCAAGUGCUGCUAGAGCCGCUGUCUCAGGAUUAGCUUUGGUCUCAAAAGCAUGUGGAAGCGACGUUCCAAGGCUAACUUUCUGGUUGUCGAAUUCCAUUAUGUUAAGAGCAAUCAUCAGUCAGGCUGCUGCAGGAGUGCAAUUUAAUGAAGGGGCACCAACUGAAACUACUGGCAACAGAGGUAGGUCUGCGUUGGAAAAAAUAUAUAUGCAGCAAAGCAUCAAAUCAAUUGCUAGCCAAGGGAACAAGAGUCAUUUAGUUAAGCAAUAUUAUAACUGGGAGGACAUCGAAUCAUUCACUCAAGCAUUGGAAAAGCUUGAAGCCUGGAUUUUCUCCAAAAUCACCAAGUCUCUUUGGUGGCAGACUCUGACUCCACAUAUGCAGUUUUCGACUGCAAAAACUAGUAAGACUAGGGGCUCAAGGGUGAAGAAAACAUAUGGGAGUAGAAAUUCAUUGGGUGAUCAAGAGCAGGGCAAAUUUUCUGUAAAACUUUGGAAAAGGGCUCUGAAAGAUGCCUGUGAAAGGCUUUGUCCACUUCGGGCAGGCGGCCAUAAAUGUGGCUGCUUACCUGUUCUGCCAAAGUUGGUAAUGAAGCAGUUGGUGAGUAGAUUGGAUGUGGCAAUGUUCAAUGCUAUUCUUCGUGAAUCCAUCGAAGAAAUGCCAACAGAUCCAAUAUUUGAUCCUAUAAGUGACCGUAAGAUCCUUCCAAUUCCAGCAGGAAAAUCAAGCUUUGGUGCUGGUGCACAGUUGAAAAAUGCUGUUGGGAGCUGGUCUGGAUGGCUUACAGAUCUUAUUGGCUUUCAAGAUGAAGUUUCACCCGAGUAUAAUAACAUCUUUGGGAAUGACAAGAAACAAGAAUCAUUCAAGGCUUUUCAUCUCCUUAAUGCAUUGAGCAACCUCAUGAUGCUUCCAUUUGAAAUGCUCAUAGAUGCAUCCACAAGAAAAGAAGUCUGCCCAAUAUUUGGUCCAGCUUUGAUCAAAAGAGUUCUCACCAAUUUUGUUCCAGAUGAUUUCCGUCCUGAUCCAAUUCCAAUGAAUGUCUUUGAGGCCCUGGAUUCUGAAGAUGUAACAGAUGCUCCUGGAGAAUUGCUGACUAGCUUCCCGUGCACUUUCACAUUGCCUGUCUAUACAUCUCCUCCAGCAUUGUCUCUCACUACUUUUAUAGAGAAGGUUGGCAAUCAAGCUCCAAAGAUUAGGGGGUCAUCUGUACUCAAGAAAACGUACACCAGCGAUGUUGAGCUUGAUGAGCUGGACUCACCGUUUACUUCGUUCCUCGCUGAUAGCUUCAAGGAUUAUCCAAAUUUAGCAAAACCUGCUAGAAAUAUUGUCAGAUACCAGCUUCUCCGUGAAGCGUGGAAGGAGGUUCAACAGUGAGGAGACCAGCAAGUUUACAUAUUUGGUCAGUUCCUGCCUUGUAAGAAAUGAUGUUAUUUUCCUUUCCACUGAAGAACAAACAUUUCCGAGUACUUGUUGCAAUUGGGAGUUGUAACUAUCUUUGUUUCUAGUUUUUACACUGUUAAAAAGAGUACCACAUAUAUUUGAUCCGGAGUAUCUCAAUGACAUAUCAGAAAUGUAGAUAGUGCAA